Molecule: messenger RNA, 2442 nt
Organism: Zygotorulaspora mrakii
Lineage: Eukaryota; Fungi; Ascomycota; Saccharomycetes; Saccharomycetales; Saccharomycetaceae
Gene: REV1
Product: deoxycytidyl transferase
Exons: 1
Coding region: 1-2442 (813 amino acids)
Biological process (GO): error-prone translesion synthesis; error-free translesion synthesis
Cellular component (GO): nucleus
Molecular function (GO): DNA-directed DNA polymerase activity; damaged DNA binding; deoxycytidyl transferase activity
Source: RefSeq, a predicted model, not a curated record
AUGGAGGACAGUGUGUUGAGCCAGCUCAGUGAUGACUCGCUGCUGGAGUAUAUCGCGGAUCUUUCGCAGUCGCAGUCGCAGCUGGAUGCCGCAGACUACACAAGGGAGCAGUAUUUCAGAGAGAAGUCAGCCAGACAACAACAACAGGAUCGCGCACUGCAGGAGGAGAACAAGCAGAAUGGUGUGCCGCAGAUCUUCGGGGGAUGUGCAGUGUACAUCAACGGGUACACGAAGCCGGGGCGGCUGCAACUGCAUGAGACGCUGGUCCGGCACGGCGGCAAGUUCAUCCACUACCUGUCAUCCAAGCGAAAGGCAACGCACAUCGUGGCCACGAACAUGCCGCUCAAGAAACGCAAGGAGUUUGCAAACUACAAGGUUGUCACGCCCGAGUGGAUCGUUGAGUCGGUGAAGGCGGGCAAGCUUCUCCCGUGGCAGUCGUUCGCACAUGCCUGGGAUGACAAGCAGCCGAAAAUCGCCGUGACAAACUGCAACGAUCCAAACUUUCUGAACAAUUUUUUCCAGAACUCGAGGCUGCAUCAUCUGUCCAAUUGGAAGUCAAAUCUGCGGCAAAACGUCCUGCAACUGAACGAUUCCUUUCGUGUCCCGAAGAAAAAAGACAGUUUGACAGUCUUCCAUAUAGACUUUGACUGUUUUUUCGCUUCGGUUGCAGCUCUGGAUUUCCCGAACUUGGACAUUGACAGCGAUCCUAUAGUCGUUUGUCAUGGCACUCAUAACUCGGAUAUUUCCAGUUGUAAUUAUGCAGCAAGAAAAUAUGGUAUCAAAAAUGGUAUGUGGGUUUCCGACGCUAAAGGUUUUCUACCGCAAGGUGUCACAUUGAACUGUCUGCCCUACAAUUUUGAAAAAAUUGAGGCAAAAUCUGCUGAGUUUUACAGUAUUCUGAGGAAAAAUGAUUUUAUCAAGUUUGAUGAGAUUUUGCCAAUUUCCAUAGAUGAGAGCAUUUGUGUCAAGAUUUCACAGAGCAGUGAGACGCCAAAUUUGAGAGAUAUAUGUCAAAAUUUAAGAAAUGAAAUCUACAAGUCGACAAAUUGUACCGUAAGCAUCGGUUGCUCUGAUACAUUAAUUAUGUCAAGAUUAAACUUGAAAAGAGCAAAACCGAAGAGCUCUUUUAUCCUCUUUCACAAAGAUGUUGAUGACACAUUUCUAUCCAAUGUUAAGUUAUCAGAUAUUCCCGGCGUAGGUUCAUCAACUAUCUCAAAAAUAAAUGCUCUUAAUAAUCAAGAACCAAUUCUCGAAAAUGUUCUCCAAUUGAAAAAGGUGAUCAACGCAAAUAAAAGUUUCAUUGGUUCCAUGACAGCCACUGUUGGUAAUAAACUUACCAAAAAAAUCUUGCUAUCACUCGAUGGAAAAGAUGAUGAUGAAUCAUUAAAGAUGAUAUAUGAACCAAUAAAUUUUUUUGAAAGAAAAUCUUUAUCUAUUGAUAUCAAUUGGGGAAUUAGAUUCAAUUCCAUUCAUGAAGUUGAUGCCUUUAUUGAUAUCUGUACAAAAUAUUUGGUUGAAAAAUUAAAUGAACUCAAGAAGAAGACAUCGCAAAUAAAUCUUAAACUACUGAAGCGAGCUCCAAAUGCUCCUAUUGAACCAGAGAAAUACUUGGGUUGUGGUAAGUGUGACUCAAUGAAUAGAAAUAGUAAAUUAGGCAUACCAUCAAACGAAUUUGGUUUUCUAACAACAGAAAUUAAGCACAAUUAUAGAUGCGUAUCUUGUCCGCCGAAUGAACUUCGAGGUAUUUCUAUACAAUUUAUUAAGUUGGUUGAUGUGCCUUCUACAAAGGACGAUAUUUCAAAAAGAUUCAUUAAUUUUGAGACUUUUCAAAAUUUGCCUAACGAUGUUAAACCAGGUUUUGUAAAUGAAUUGAAAAAGAGGAAAAUUCAAAUCAAAGAACCAAAGGUUAAUAAAUACCAAGAGAGUUUUCUAAAUGAAAUACCAACACAAUUAAGGAAUGAAAUAAAAAAAGAUCUCAUCAUAAAUGAAAAAAUUAAAAAUAGUGAAAUUGAUAGAAUCUAUGCUAAACAGGUUCAAAGGCAAAAUUCGUUAAUGAAUUCAAAAAAUCAUUUACUAGGAAAUAGUAAUGAAAGCAUAUUUGAAUCCAUUAAAUUUCAAAAUGAAACGAGUUUUAAAAAAAUCUGUUCCAAGAUAAUAGCUUGGGUUGAUUUUACAGUUAAAGAUAAUGGACCGCAUCCCAAGGAUUUAGAAUUAUUUGAAAACUAUUUAGAUAAACUGUCAGAUUCAAAUAGAGUUCCUCUGAUUUUAAGGAUCUCAAAACUAAUUUCAAAUGAACUAAACUUGAAGUCGUUGAAAUAUUCAAACGAAAAUGGCUUUCAAAUAUGGGAGCAACAGUUGAUUAAGACAAUAAUACCCAAAUUAAUGAAAAAUAAGCACACUUUUCAGACUGUCAGAAAAUUAGACUUGGAAUUUGACUUGUAA